Molecule: messenger RNA, 1023 nt
Organism: Choloepus didactylus (southern two-toed sloth)
Lineage: Eukaryota; Metazoa; Chordata; Mammalia; Pilosa; Megalonychidae
Gene: MCEE
Product: methylmalonyl-CoA epimerase
Exons: 3
Coding region: 188-730 (180 amino acids)
Biological process (GO): L-methylmalonyl-CoA metabolic process
Cellular component (GO): mitochondrion
Molecular function (GO): methylmalonyl-CoA epimerase activity
Source: RefSeq, a predicted model, not a curated record
CUUCAAUAACAUUGUCCUAAGAAAAGAAGGGCGGGGCCAUGUUUGCCCUCCCCUUCGACGGUCUGUCCCCGCCCCUUCGGUCUCCUGCCCCGCCCCCUCAGAGGGUUGGCCCCCUCCCAUCCCCCGCUCGGCCGCUUACUCCGCGCAGCUGACGCGCCUUGCGGCUUUGCAGACUGCGGCUUCGAAGAUGGGUCGCGGGCGGGUGGCGGUGGGAACGGUCGCGGUCGCGAGCGCCUUAGGACUUUUUUCCAGACUCCAAACUGCAAUUCCAACAGUAAGAACUUUUUCUGUGUCACAGCCCUUGCAUAAAGGGGCAAGCCCUGAAUGGAAUCUGGGUCGACUCAAUCAUGUGGCCAUAGCAGUGCCAGAUUUGGAAAAGGCCAUGGCAUUUUACAAGAAUGUUCUAGGGGCCCAGGUCAGCGACGUGGUCCCUGUUCCUGAGCAUGGAGUAUCUGUUGUUUUUGUCAACCUGGGAAAUACCAAGAUGGAGCUGCUUCAUCCAUUGGGAAAUAACAGUCCAGUUGCAGGUUUUCUGCAGAAAAACAAAGUUGGAGGAAUGCAUCAUGUCUGCAUUGAGGUGGAUGAUAUAAAUGCAGCCAUGAAGGAUUUGAAAAAAAAGAAGAUCCGUAUUCUAAGUGAAGAGGUCAAAAUAGGAGCACAUGGAAAACCAGUGAUCUUUCUUCAUCCCAAAGACUGUGAUGGAGUCCUUGUGGAAAUGGAGCAAGCUUGAAUUAUAUUUGAUUGAAAGUAAAUUAAUUGAUCUGAAAAAUCUUUAGAAAGUAGCAUCAAAAUAUUCUAUGGCAUUAAGUCCUGGACUGAUGCCGUCACUUAAAAGUUCAAAGUUUAAAAACGAAUGACAGAAAGAUUAAAAUAUUAAUGAAUAAAUAAAUAUAGGUAUGUACUUAUGUGUAUGACACAAACACAUUUGUUAAUCACUGAGAUUUUCCAUUGAUUUGGAGAAAGCUUGAUUACUAAAUACUUAGGGAACAUUAUUUUAAAAAUUAAAUUCUUGGAAAUAAAUUA